Messenger RNA from Larimichthys crocea (large yellow croaker), 868 nucleotides. Its product is annotated as high choriolytic enzyme 2. The transcript is spliced from 5 exons. NCBI's taxonomy places the organism in Eukaryota, Metazoa, Chordata, Actinopteri, Sciaenidae. Gene Ontology annotation, biological process: proteolysis. The record is from RefSeq and is a predicted model, not a curated record. Gene Ontology annotation, molecular function: zinc ion binding; metalloendopeptidase activity. The annotation marks the transcript as partial.
ACAUUCUCUGCAGACCGUCUUCGGGACGGUAUCGAGGUAAACGGUGACAUUGCCGUGUCUCGUCUUCCCACCCUGAGGAACGCUGACCCCUGUGUCCGCAAUGGUUGUAUGUGGCCAAAAGCCACAGAUGGCAAGGUUUAUAUUCCCUAUGUCAUCGCUAACCACUACUCUUCUCAGGAGCUGGAUCUCAUCAAACGAGGCAUCAACUCCUUCUCUUACUCCACCUGUAUUCGCUUCUUCCCCCGCACUAACCAGAGGGACUACCUCCAUAUCCAGUCUCUGGAUGGAUGCUACUCCUACGUAGGUCGCCAGGGCAACGGUCAGACAGUGUCUCUGAGCCGUCAGGGCUGCAUUUAUUAUGGAACGGUCCAGCAUGAGCUGCUCCACGCCCUGGGCUUCAACCAUGAGCAGUGUCGCUCCGACAGGGACCAGCACAUCCGGGUCUUGCUGCAGAAUGUUAUCAAAGAUCAGCAAUACAACUUUAACAAGAUCAACACUCUGAACCAGGGGACUCCAUACGACUACGACUCUGUGAUGCACUACGGCAGGCUGGCUUUCUCCAAAGACAACUACAACCCCACCAUGGUGGCUGUUCCAAACCCCAACUCUGUGUUUGGUACGGCCAGACAGAUGAGCCAGAACGACAUCAACCGCAUCAACCUGCUGUACUGCAGAAACUAGUCCUCCAGUCCAGAACAUGUGACGCUGAUGUUUCUUUGACCAAUAUUCAUCCACUAAUGUAACCUCUGUAGUGGAAGAAUUUGGAAAAGUCUGUUCAUGAGGAUAAAUCAUUUAAAAUAACUAUGCAGAUAAUCAUUUAUUUUGUUCACUUAAUGACAGAAUAUCUAUCCAAUAUCCAUCAGUCGAC